Messenger RNA from Ceratosolen solmsi marchali, 1451 nucleotides. RefSeq names its product apyrase. Bases 208 to 1428 code for a protein of 406 amino acids. The record is from RefSeq and is a predicted model, not a curated record. Lineage: Eukaryota; Metazoa; Arthropoda; Insecta; Hymenoptera; Agaonidae. Gene Ontology annotation, molecular function: GDP phosphatase activity; calcium ion binding; UDP phosphatase activity. The transcript is spliced from 4 exons. Gene Ontology annotation, biological process: proteoglycan biosynthetic process.
CGCUAUUAAAUGUAAAAGGCAAUAAUUUUUGCCACUCGUGCACAUAAUAAUUGGCAAAUUGCUUCACGAGUCCAAUAAUAUUAUGCGCGUAAUAAUUAAGCAUUUGGAUAAUAGGUGCGUAGUGUUGAUGGUUUGGUUAUUGAUUGCAGAUCUCGACGGAGUCGUCGUGUUGGCAAACAGCUGGACAAAAUUUUAACAGAGGAUGAGAUGACGAUAUUGAAGAACGAUCAGCAUUUCGAGCAUAAAGCAGAGAGUUCGGAUACGGAAACGAUGCUUUCGCGUGACUGGAGACAAGCUCUACGUACUCCGCACAUUUACAGAGUUGGCAAUAGUAGCCUUCGGGUGCAGAGCCAAUUUUUGCUCUUUGUGCUCUUCCUUUUCUUAUUUAUAUUCUUUUACUAUGGCUAUCCGUUGGUCAAUACUAUCGUCUGUUCGGCUCAAAUACAGAAUACGCUUCCCCCGUGCCAGUAUUAUUUUUAUAACAGGACAUAUCCAUUGACGCUUCCGGUUAAGCAGUUUAAUAGCGUGUCGUACGCGAUAGCCAUUGUCAGCGAUCUGGAUGAGAGAUCUAAGAGCGUAGACGAAGAAAAUGUGUGGGUCAGUUAUCUGAAGAAGGGUCGUCUAACGUGGAGGCCGUCGAGAAAUUUUAUAUCGGUGGCGUGGGAAGAGGGCUUUGUGACUUUGUCGUCGUCGCUGGCAAUGAAGGGUCGAGGAAUGGAACUUUCGGAACUUGUGACUUUUGACGGUAGAUUGUUAACUUUUGACGACAGAACUGGCAUGAUUUAUUUUUUCGAAGGGGACAGAGUCUAUCCUUGGGUCAUACUCAUGGAUGGGAACGGAAAGCACACCAAAGGUUUUAAAUCCGAAUGGGCGACGGUGAAAGACGAGCAGUUGUACGUUGGAAGUAUGGGCAAAGAAUGGACGACGAAUAAUGGAGAAAUUCAAAAUAACAAUCCACAAUGGAUUAAAGUAAUUUCACCUCACGGAGAGGUACAUUCUAGAAACUGGAUUUCAAAUUAUAAGCGUUUGAGAGAAGCGAUAAACAUUGAAUUUCCCGGUUACGUGAUUCACGAAUCUGGAGUCUGGAGUAAUAUUCAUCAUAAAUGGUUUUUUAUUCCUAGAAGAUGUUCAAAGGAAGCAUAUAACGACACCAAAGACGAAGUGAUGAGUUGUAAUGUAAUGUUAACGGCCGAUGAAACUUUUGUAAAUAUUGAGGUAACAUAUAUUGGCAAGCUUAUACCCAUCAGAGGAUUUUCAAGUUUUAAGUUCCUACCCGGUUCUAAAGACACUAUAAUAGUGGCUUUGAAGACGGAGGAAUACCACGGAGACACUGCCACUUACAUUACAGCAUUUAAUAUUAAUGGGCAAAUAAUUAUGCCGGAUAUCAAAGUGUCGAAUAAAAAGUUUGAAGGCUUAGAAUUUGUAUGACAUUCCUGGUAAAAGGGCCUGGA